This is a messenger RNA of Pistacia vera, 888 nucleotides long. RefSeq lists its product as uncharacterized. The transcript has a single exon. The record is from RefSeq and is a predicted model, not a curated record. Bases 1 to 888 code for a protein of 295 amino acids. Lineage: Eukaryota; Viridiplantae; Streptophyta; Magnoliopsida; Sapindales; Anacardiaceae.
AUGUGCAAGAGUUUUAGUUCAAGCCUUUUUGGUCCGGCUCUUCAGUGGUACACUAACCUCCCGAACAGUUCAAUCAACUCAUUCGCACAACUCACCGACACCUUCGUUGAGCAAUUCGCCAGCGAUAAAAAACUUGAGAAACUAUCGGCCGAUCUGUACAGAGUAUACCAAAAAAGGGGGGAGCCGCUGAGAGAGUACGUCAGCAGAUUCAACAAAGAAAAAAUCUCCAUCCCCUCCUGCAACCCCGAGACAGCCGUUGACGCCUUCAGGAAGGGUCUCCUCCCGGAUGGUGAACUAUACAAAGAACUGACGAAGCUCGGUUGCACCACGAUGGAAGAUGUUUUGGCCAGAGCAGUGAUUCAAAUAAGGUGGGAGGAAGAUGAGAUGAAUCGGGCGAGUCAUGGAAGGUAUGACCCAAGGCGGAAUGAUAGAAUGCCAAAGCUCAAAUCGAUUGAACCCCGUCGCCAACCCCCUCCACGCAAUCUAAACAAAGUUAGAAAACCAUAUGACUACCAGCCACUUAGAACCGACAACAGACCAACCGAAUCAAGCCGAUACAGAGUCCUAGAGUACAACCUCAACGUCGAACCAGCCCAGGUCAUGGCAAUCAUGAAAGGAAUGGGAUCUAGCGUUAAGUGGUCGGGCAAGCUCAAUGCCGAAGCAAGGAGGGACACGACCAAGUGGUACAAGUUCCACGGCGACCAUGGACAUAAUAUCGCUGACUGCAUUGCCCUGCGAUUGGAAGUUGUCGUACUACUGAAGUGGGGACAUCUCCGUGAUCUAUUGAUAGAUAAAGGGAAUAAUAACAUCAGCCAGAAAAGCACGAAAGAAACAUCUCCGCCUCCACAAGAACCUACGCCAAAAGGAUUCUGCUCAAUCAUCUCAUGA